AUGGUCAAAAACUUCUUAAAGCGUUUCCACAUAGAUCGUGAUGAGAAGUAUAUGACAUACGACGGCGCCCUUGCAUGCAAGAACGACACCCCAGCAAGCCUCGCUAUGAGGCAUAUGGAGACCAUCCAUAUUCUCAACAUGGACAUUGAUGAUGCCAAAAGGAAGCACCGGUUGCAAGCUCAGACGUAUGCCCAUAAACAACCUUCGGAGAGAAGACAGCUUACAUCGUCGAAUCUGGAACUGGUAAACGCAGAAUCGGUCUCCAAGGUUUCAAUUGGUGAUGUGCCUGAGCUUAACAGUGGCUCGCUGAGAAUCUCGCUUGUCCUCAUUGAUGACGAGGCUUUGUUCCAUACCGCUCGAAGGACGCCGCUUCAGAAAGUGCUCGAGAAGUUUGCCGAAGACUACGAAGAGGUCGCGGUGUCGGACUUCGUGAUGUCCCUCGAAGGCCGUCAAAUCCAGAAUGGCGAGACUGCGAACGAUUUGGGACUUCUGACUGGAGAUAUCAUCGGCGUGGACUUGCGUUAG
Saxophila tyrrhenica is the source of this 525-nucleotide messenger RNA. RefSeq lists its product as uncharacterized. The record is from RefSeq and is a predicted model, not a curated record. The transcript is spliced from 3 exons. Bases 1 to 525 code for a protein of 174 amino acids. NCBI's taxonomy places the organism in Eukaryota, Fungi, Ascomycota, Dothideomycetes, Mycosphaerellales, Extremaceae.